Messenger RNA from Drosophila virilis, 4119 nucleotides. RefSeq lists its product as uncharacterized. The record is from RefSeq and is a predicted model, not a curated record. NCBI's taxonomy places the organism in Eukaryota, Metazoa, Arthropoda, Insecta, Diptera, Drosophilidae.
CUCUGGCUAUUUAUCUGCGUAUCCUUGUCAGUGUGGGCUCAAUUCGCCAUACUUAACAUAUGCGUCAGGUGUUUGUCCGCGACGUGGAAAACUACUUGCAACACAUUUAAAGCAGGCACCAGCUGCAGCAACAACAAACAAAAGCAGCUCUCUAGCACACUUCAAAGCACAUUACACUACUCCGGCAAACAGCUUGUGGACGAAGGGGCGGGGCGUUCGUGUUUGUCCUGAGACACUGACAGAGAUCGUGGCACGUAGCUGGGCUAAUGCUGCAACUUUAAAAGGCUUUCCCCAGAAGCAAGAAGUAACAGCAAAAGCGGACGAAGAAAACAAACAGAGGCGCGCUGUCAUGAGUGACCGACUAGAAGAUGCCCUGCGGCCGGCGAGGUUCAUUCCUCUGUCACAGAGUAUAACAAAUUCAUGUUUGUUCUUGCUCUGCGUAAAGCGAAAAUCCCUAUUUGAUAUGUCUGUAUCUUAUAGCUCGAGUUGAUAUAUUUAACCUGUACAGGCUAAAAAGUCGAUUAUCAAUUGAGCUCAAACGAAAAUAUAUAGAUAAACAUUAUUUAAUAUCCAACUAGAAGACAUUUCGCUAAUCUAGACCUAAUAGUCAAUUGAUCAACUUAGAUGGCUUUUAUCAGCCUGUGUCAAACGCUUUCAAAUAAACAUUGUAGCCCUUUUCAAGCAAUUUUCUAUGGCUGCAGGGUAUACAAAUGUGCCAGAAAACUAAAGACUGAAAUUCUGCUCGACCUAGGACAGUGGGUCUUCUCAACGUGCAGGAUACGUAACGCAAACUAAAACUAAUCCAGUGCCACGCCCACCUAGCGUGCAAGUGGAGUGGAUUUUGGCACCAUUGGCACUGGUAACCUGCAUAUUUAAUGACAAGUCCAAAGACCCGAGACCCAGAAACAAACCAAAUUCAAGCCAGACGAUGGGCAGGCAGGAGUUGGUAGCAAACAAGUUUGGGGGCAGGCGUGGCUUUGAGGCGUGUACGUGUUCGAGUGCCAGCUGGCUAAAGUGCCGCUGGCGAUGCGUGGGCGUGAGCUAGAGCGUAGGCGUGGCCUGGCUUGGCUUCAACAGCAAUUGGCAAGCUGACAAAAGCGCCAAGAGCAAUGCCAACUAAUGCCAAGCGCCAAAAACCUGCUCGGAUAGUGUAAUUACUCGCAAUCUUAUCAAAAUGCCGUCGCGUGCCUCUUUCGGCGUCUAUAAAAGCAAAGCACACACCAAGCACUCGACACACACACACACAGCCGGUCUCAGCAAUAUGUUCGCACUGACAGCAACAACCACGCUUAUUGCCCUGAACAGCGCAUGCAACAUGCCGCGGCAGCAGCAGCAACAACAGCAGAUUCAGCGGUUGCAACAAAUGCAGCAGCUGCAAAUGUUGCAGCAGAGUCAAUACAAGCAGCAGUUGCAGCCGCAGCGAAAAACGCAAGAGCCAAAAGCAAAUCCCAAGCAAAGUGAAGCCACAGCAAAAACUCACAAAAAGUGGUAUAAGAAAUGCUGUAAAAGACAAAAAACUACAGAGCCGCAAGAAAUUCCAAAACAAAACUAAAGACUGAUGAACUAACUUUUUCCAAUAUAUAGUAUUGGCUUGAACAAAAAUAUCUCUCACAAAAAAAUAAAUAAAAAGUUUGCUACAGUCUUAGAUUGGACUGUUCUUUGGUCUCAUUUAGGUUAUAUUUUAUAGCAUGUACAAAUUUGUGAAUUGCACACAAACUAGUUCGAUGCGAAACUAAACAAAAAAGAUCUUGUGACACAAUAAGCCAACCAAUGCUUACAUCCCACUGAUAUUUAAUGAAAUGUACUAAGCAUUAUGAGCUUAAAAUCUACAUUUAUUUUAGUAGUAAAUGCGAGGCCCUGCACAAACAGAUAUAAAGCAAAUUUCAGACAAAACUAAAUCACUUAAACUGAAACCUAAACGAAAGAUAUUUUUAUCCAAAUGUAUUCAAGAUCAAAAGUCAAAUCAUGUUGCAAAAGACAUAUGGUUAGAUAUAACUUCACAUGCAAUAAAUCUCAAAAUAAGCCAUAAAUAAUAGGUUCACCCAAACUUAAUUGGAGUGCAUUCAAUGAACUCUGUGCUUUAAAACAGCCCAAUAACAUGACGUCAUUUAGUUAUCAAUUACAAUAGUUAAAUAGUCGAAUUUAAAAAAUGAGCCCUGGCCUAUUGACAGCUCUGAACUAUCUAUUAAUAUCUUAUCAGCUAUGUGAGAUAUGCAGCUUGUUCGACUUAUAAAAGUAAGGCAAGUGCCCGCCAAUGCCAACAGUAGAGUUAACUGCGUCCAGACAAAAACAUCAGCAAGGCAACAAACAUAUAGAUCACAAAUAAUGUCUGUGCCGCCAGCAACACUUGUUAUUAUUGGAGCGAGUGCAAACAAUGCACAAAGAAAACGACAACAGAAACAACAACCACAAAAGAGCAAGUCCAGUGCUCAGCAGCCAGAAGGUAAAGCUCGAGAGCAGUUACCCCAACAACAACAACAGCCACAGCAACAAGCACAGCCAAAUGUCAAGUCAAAUAGUUGCCAAAUAAGUUAAAAGCGAAAAAAAAACCCAAACAUUUGGCAGCUAUCUUAUCGGUUAUCUAGCGACUAUUUGUAAGGAUUUGUGGCAUGAAAAUACAUUUGCUAUGACAUAAACAUUAGACUAUAAAUUGACGGGGUGGGGACUGUAAAAUUUUAGUAAGACGACACAGCGAAAACGCAGCGGAACGCGAGCGAAAAAUUAAAUUAAAAAAAAUGGAAAGCAGAACAACAACAACAAUUGAAGAAAUUAGCACGGAAAUAAAUGGCGCAAUAGUAAUAGAAAGUUUUGAAAUAGCAACAAUUGAGACGUCGCCAACGCCGGCGAAACGCGUGCAUCAUGAACAGCAUCAUCACAAACAUCAUCAUCACCGUCAACAUCAUGAUCAAGGGGCAACAACAUUAACCAUAACCGAUGUCAGCGAUGGCGUGGAUAUUACAGAGAUUGAACAGCCAGAGACUGAACAUCACCACCAUCAUCAUAAAGACAAACAAGCCGAACCACAGAUGUCCUUGCCACCACCACUGCCCAAGUCCUCGCCACCCUAUCUAACGCCCAGCGAUGAGCAGGACCAGUUUGUGUGGCUUACUGAUUUGGAUGCGUCGCCACAGCAGCCAGCAUCAUUAACUGUAGAGCCAAAGCCGCUGGCAAUGCAGACACCACCCACGCCCAGCAACUCAACCGGCUGUCAACCACUCCAGACAGCAGCAGCAGCAGCAGACACUGCAGUGACAGCAGCAGCAGCAGUAGCAGCUACUGUAAGUCAAACAGCGUUCAGCAGUGAAACUCAACUGCAGCAGUCUGCACCUGCACCACCGCCAACUGAAACAACCGAGCAGGCUGUGUGGCUAACGGAUUUGGAUGCGCCGCCACAACAGUCCGCGCCCUUGGUUACAGUUAAGCAGUUGCCACAACAAGUACCAGCCGUCAACAAUAGCUCUGAGUGGGUGGUGCAGUCGUUGACCGUGGCAGCAACUCCGACAGCUACAGCAACAGCUCCAUCAGUACGCCAAACGGAGCUCAUCAUUGAGAAUCAACCGAUAAAGGCGGCGCCUUUGGCACAACCUAUGGUGCUCGUCGGCGAGGUAACUGCCGACACCAUCGAUAAACGCAGAAAAUCCUAUAGGGUCAGCAUGGAUUUGACUGCACCACCACUGCAGGAGCCGAAGAAACGAUGUUGUUGCCGGAUUUCCUAAGCAAUUAAUAUAAAUCUACACCUUUUAAUAGAGUUUCAACUGAGCUUUAAUUGGAGCUUUAAGUAACAGUUAAAGCUUUCUACUUACCCUUAAAAAAGGGCCUUCCAAUGGAAUGUAUUAUGCGUUAGAUCUACAGCGGCAUAGUGUGUGUGUUUGAAGCUUCUUAAGUUCUAGUCAAUAUACACACUUCGCAUAUAUUGCAGUAGAUCUAGAGCUGCAUAAUUAAAGCUGUCUAAAUAAAUGCUUUAAGCUGUCUGUAAAUAACAUACGGCCUGCUUGAAGCUGUAAAACAUUGGAGGAGAUGAACCAUAUAGUUCAUAUUAUUUAUGAGCAUCUAUGUAGGUUUUUCACACAUUAACUAGAAUAAUCCAAAAUACGAAAUAAACUAAAACAUCUUAUCCGA